Molecule: messenger RNA, 1923 nt
Organism: Monomorium pharaonis (pharaoh ant)
Lineage: Eukaryota; Metazoa; Arthropoda; Insecta; Hymenoptera; Formicidae
Exons: 5
Coding region: 942-1643 (233 amino acids)
Source: RefSeq, a predicted model, not a curated record
CAAAUACAAUUGUGAUACCUUGAUUAACACUAUAUUCGUCUGCUUCGAUAAUGCCAGUACGUCGAUUGUUCUACCGAUUUGGCAUGAAUGGUUUUAUAUGUGACAUGCGACCGCCGUAAACCUUAACGCGAAUACACAGAAUGUAUUAUUAUAAUCAUUAUGGUUAUUGUAAUCAUCUCACAAACUUGUACUGGCUCGCAGAAAUCAAUUGCUUUUUCUGUCCCAAGAAAAGGGAGACUUGACGAAUUCCAUCUGUCGACCCCGCCUUACGUUCAAAACUCACCCCUUCGCAAAUCCAAAGGGUUCAACCAUGAAAUAAAAAAUUUCUAAAAUUUCCCAGAUUCUCGGGUUACCUCGCCAUUGGUCGGUUUGAAAAAUCCACGAAACUAGACAAAUUAAUGUUGGCGACAUUGAUUCCAUUACAUUUUAUUUUAAAAUAAAUACAUUUAAUUACGCGAGAAAUAAUUUUAAGAAACUGACUUAAAAGACAGCUAAAAGAUAAGUUAAAUCGAGUAGAAAUUAAUUUACACAUAAACGUAAAAGAGCAGAACAAACAGAAACUUAAAAUUCUCAUUAAAAACAACUCACAAAACUCUCUAGCUCUUUCUGUGCCAUUACCGGUUAAUUGCGAAACGACAAAUCAAACCAUUGAAGCUGUUGUUGGUUAGAACAAAACGCGAUUAAUGAAUAAAAUAUUAUUCUUCUCUCGUGAGAUAACACAUAAUAACAUCUUCAAGUUACUUGAACAACUGCUUAUACUCAUACAAAUGAAAUUAUAAUAUUCUGCACCGCUUUAUUUCGUGCAAGAUUUGAGCGAUUUAUGAAUAUUAUCCACAAGCUCGAAUUUCACGAUUGUUUGGUAGCGCAUUCGAAAUAAUUUCCUGAAUGAUAUUCCUGAUUUCAUAGACAUCGUGUUAUCUGCUAUCAGCGAAAACGAAGAAAUGGAAAAAUCCGCGAGCAGCCAGACAAACCUCGAGAACCCUAAAAAUCCGGGAUUAGAAAUUAAUGCUCACAUCGAACAGUUUAUGACCUUGAAAAAAUCAAUUGAGAAGUCUAACAAAGAGAUACAGUACUGGAAGAAUCAGAAAUCCAAGUUAUUCGAGAGUAAUAGCAACAUUGAGAGAAAUUUUAAAAAAUUGUCGCGGCAGAUAUCCGAUACAGAGGAGAAGAUAUCGGAAAGUAUGAGGAUCCACAUUGCGAAGAAGCAGGAGAUAAAGGAUUUGCAAAACGCGAGAACAAACACAUCGCACAAACAAUGGAACGAUUGUUUGUCGGGAAUAGGAAACUACGCGGAAGGUCUUUCUCAGUGGAUUACGAAUUACUCUAGAUACGUUUUGAUGAAAGACCUCAAAAAUCACCAGAAAGAAUGCAGAAAAGUUAGCGAAGAACUUGCGAUUCUAAAGGAAGAAUUGAAUACUAUGAAAAGAGACUGCGACUCAAAUUAUGUUGAAGCUAACGUUGAUGAUAAUGACGACUUAUCAAACCUUAAUAAUACAAUAUCCAAUAUCAGAUCGAGCAACAGCAGUCUAAUGAAAAAUAUCAGAUUGGAAGAAGAGACAUUGAACAAGAUACAGGACAAGAUAAAGCGAAGUAAAGUCACACUCGAUGAAUCUAAGACAAAGGAAAAAAUUAAUUUAUUCUAAUAUAUUUAAGAUUUGUUUCUCCUUUUGAAUUGAUUAAAAAAAAUAGAAUUAAACAUUUUGGAAAAGUAUCAAUUAAACGUAGUUGCUAUAUAAAAUUAAUUAAUUCACGAUAAAUAAUAAUUUAUAAAGUACUUAAUAAUUUAUAAUUUACUAAUACUUUGUAAAAUAUACGUUAAGUGAUUUUUAAAUAAUUAAACUUAAUUAACAAGUUGACGUUGUAUAUCGAUAUAACAUAUAUGUACAUAUACGUUAUUUACAAGAAUUUACUAAUUGUAUAAUU